Messenger RNA from Acanthoscelides obtectus, 871 nucleotides. Lineage: Eukaryota; Metazoa; Arthropoda; Insecta; Coleoptera; Chrysomelidae. The record is from the annotation of a GenBank genome assembly.
GAAGCGUAUUGCUGACAGGAUGGGUGUUCCUAUCCAUGAAUUAAAAAAAAAUAAAGACAAUAUUCUUGGAACAAUCAGGACAAACUUAAAAAAGAAAAUGUCUUCUAUGAAGUCGGGAUCUGGAGUAGAGGACGUGUACCAGCCCAUCUGGAUCUUUUAUGAUGUGAUGGCAGCAUUUCUAACAGAUAUUUAUGAAUCCACCAGUCUCAUGAAUUCAGAGGAAAACAUACGACCUGAGGUAUGUGAAGAAGCCGGCGCUUCGAACGAACGGGCUAGUGACCUCUCUGAAGAAGGAAAAAACGACGUCGACGUUGACGUCCCUCCUAUCCCUCCUCAAAGCAGUCAAAAAUUUCAAGGACAAAAACGUCGUACUAUGAAUCCGCCUGAAUUACAGGAAGCAAGCAAAAAAAUGAGCACAGCGUUUACUGCAUUAAAUAGCGCACUGAUAAACAAGGAGAGAGGGAAAGAAGAAGACGAAUGUGAUUUAUUUUGUAGAAUGCUGGCAAAGCAAAUCAAAGAAUACCCUACACUUGAAAGAGAAGAAAUUAUGUAUGAAUUGCAUGGCAUUAUGCUGAACAAACGUCGUUGUUACGACAGACUGAUGCAUAAUAGAUCAUAUAAUGUUUCUGCCCCUUCACCAGUGAUAAUCAGUCAUCCUAGCUCCAAUAACAGUGUAUAUUUAACACAAACACCGUCACCCAGUUAUGCCACAAUUGACUCCCUCUCCCCUUAUUCAGUGGGAUCGCUGCCACAAAACGUCAACCAACAACAAUCCGAAGUAAUUAACAUUUUAUCACAAGAAGUGAUUCAACCAGAAACAACUAGAUCCUGUUAUGAAAGCAUCGGCAAUGUAUUGGAUAGUACAAAGUAA